Schistocerca americana (American grasshopper) is the source of this 798-nucleotide messenger RNA. Its product is annotated as craniofacial development protein 2-like. NCBI's taxonomy places the organism in Eukaryota, Metazoa, Arthropoda, Insecta, Orthoptera, Acrididae. Gene Ontology annotation, molecular function: catalytic activity. The record is from RefSeq and is a predicted model, not a curated record. Gene Ontology annotation, biological process: chromatin remodeling. The transcript has a single exon. Gene Ontology annotation, cellular component: nucleus. Bases 1 to 798 code for a protein of 265 amino acids.
AUGGGUGUAUGGAGCAGCAAGCAUCUCACAGUGCUUGAUACAAGGUGGGUUACUGAGGCACCUGGAAAAAACAGCAAUAAAGUAGCUCAUAUGAGCAAAACCAACUAUUCAAUAACCCGAUUUGCCACCUGGAAUGUCAGAACUAUGUUACCCGGAUAUGACAUUCCUACAGAUGCUGCCCCUAUAGUUAGAAAAACAGCAAUAAUUGACAGAGAACUCCUGUGUCUUCAUGUUGAUGUGGCUGCAUUACAGGAAACUCGUCUUUCUGGGGAAGGCAGCCUGCGUGAAGAUAAUUACACCUUUUUCUGGAAAGGGAGAGAAAUUGGAGAAAGAUGUGAACACGGAGUUGGCUUUGCAGUGCGAAACAGUCUUCUCAGCUGCUGCAAACAACCAAAACCUAUGUUUGAACGAUUAACAACUUUGAGAUUAAAGACAAUAUCAGGCCCCGUCACAUUAAUCUCUGCAUAUGCUCCCACUAUGAAAGCGCCACCUGAAGUCAAAUACAUGUUCUAUGAAGACCUGCAAAAAUGCCUGGAGAAUGUUUGUGGAUCAGAUAAACUCAUGUUACUGGGAGACUUUAAUGCCAGGGUUGCGAAUAAACGGAACAACUGGACUGACUGCAUUGGCCCAUAUGGCAUUGGAAAUAUGAAUGUGAACGGUCAGCGACUGCUGGAACUUUGUACCUCUCUUUCUCUCUGCAUCACUAACACUUACUUCCAGAACAGAGAUGCGCACAAAGUAACAUGGAAAGACCCACGUUCAGGCCACUGGCAUCAGCUUGACUUCAUCAUAACCUAA